This is a messenger RNA of Ostreococcus tauri, 1154 nucleotides long. Its product is annotated as GLE1-like. The transcript has a single exon. Gene Ontology annotation, biological process: poly(A)+ mRNA export from nucleus; regulation of translational initiation; regulation of translational termination. Lineage: Eukaryota; Viridiplantae; Chlorophyta; Mamiellophyceae; Mamiellales; Bathycoccaceae. The annotation marks the transcript as partial. The record is from RefSeq and is a predicted model, not a curated record. Gene Ontology annotation, cellular component: nuclear pore cytoplasmic filaments; nuclear pore; cytoplasm. Gene Ontology annotation, molecular function: inositol hexakisphosphate binding; translation initiation factor binding; phospholipid binding.
UGGCGGUCGUCGCGGCGGACGCCGAGGCGCGCGAGGCGGAGGAGAGACGACGCGCAGAGGAUGAGAAACGAAAGAUAGCGGAGGCGGAGGCGGCGAAGAAGAAGGCAGAGGAAGAAGCGGAGGCGGCGAAGAAGAAGGCGGAGGAAGAGGCGAAGAAACGAGCGGAGGAGGAAGAGGCAAGACGCAAGCAGGCGGCGAGCGAUUACGUGAGUGGAAAGAGCACGGGCGGAGAGAUUCCGCGCGUCGCCGCCGCCUCGGAGGCGCUCGAGCAAGAAGCCGAGCUGGCUAAGACGCUCAUCGAGGCGCGACAGAUGGUGGCGGAGUACCAGGCGCAUCCGGGGGCGAGGAUGGAGCGCAGAAAACUCACGAACGCCAUCGUCGUCCACGUCCAGCAAAUCGCCGCGACGCAAGAGCAAAUCAACAAAAAGAGUCGAGACAUCAUGCUCAUGUUGGUCCAACUCCAAGAGCCGCAGCGCACUUUCGCUUUGCUUAGCAUCGCUAAAAAGAUGUUGUCGCAGUGCGACGUGCAGGUUGCAAAGCUCAACCGGUACGCGUUCGCGCUCGCCGAGGUGGCGGUUCGCAUCGCCGUGGACGUCCCUCGAUUCGGCGCUUUGCUCGUUGCCCUCGUGCACGAGGUGUGCGUGAGUUCGGUGCCAAAAUAUUAUCCGUACGUGCAGGGGCGAUACGCAACGGAUGACGAGUACUACGACCUCAUGGGUUACGUCAAGAACGACGACGGGGUCGCGUUCGAGACGACGGAUUCGUACGUCGAUCGUAUGACGGGCAUCAUGCUCUUCUACGCCGCCUUUGUGCAGGUCGACGCUCCAAAGCAUCCACACGGCAUCGACGCCGCAUGGAGGUGGCUCGUCCGUCUCCUCAAUCGAUGCCCGCCAAAUCGGUACACCGCCGCCGCGCUGGACUCAUUUCUCAAAAUCGCUGGCUAUCGUAUGCACGCCGCGUAUCGCGGGCAAUUCGUCAAAAUCCUGGAACUCAUUCACAAGGAAUUCCUACCCAAGCUCGAAGCGAAGAGCGACGCGGACGUGCGCCCGGUGAGCAGCCGCGUGUCGAGCUACCUCAUCGAGCGCGCGUUCGAGCGCGAACCGGACGGAAUGCGCAUGCCCGCGACAGACACCUCCAGCACGACGAUUUAAUAG